This is a messenger RNA of Lachancea lanzarotensis, 2088 nucleotides long. Its product is annotated as LALA0S09e02762g1_1. The record is from RefSeq and is a predicted model, not a curated record. Gene Ontology annotation, biological process: long-chain fatty acid metabolic process; long-chain fatty-acyl-CoA metabolic process. NCBI's taxonomy places the organism in Eukaryota, Fungi, Ascomycota, Saccharomycetes, Saccharomycetales, Saccharomycetaceae. The coding region runs from base 1 to 2088 and encodes 695 amino acids. The transcript has a single exon. Gene Ontology annotation, cellular component: lipid droplet; plasma membrane; endoplasmic reticulum. Gene Ontology annotation, molecular function: long-chain fatty acid-CoA ligase activity.
AUGGCAUACACUGUUGAAGUUGGCAAGGCUGCCAACGAGCACGAAACAGCUCCAAGAAGAAAUGCAAAGGCUAAGAAUGCUGCCGUAACUCGUCCCACGCAGUCUAAGGCCACCACCGUGUACGACUUCAUCCAAGAGUGUGUUCAGCGUGGUGGAAACCACAAGGCCAUGGGAUGGCGUGAAAUUGUCGAGGUUCAUGAAGAAAAGAAGCAAAUCACCAAAAAGAUUGAUGGCAAGGAACAGAAAAUCGACAAGACGUGGCUUUACUUUGAGUUGGGUUCUUACAAAUACAACACCUACAAAGAGUUGGGCCAGAUUUUAGAAGAAUUUGGUCGUGGUCUUGUCGAUAUUGGUUUGAAACCGGGAAACACGGACAGACUUCAUAUUUUCGCUGCCACGUCGCACAAAUGGAUGAAAGCGUUUCUAGGUGCACAGUCACAGGCAAUUCCGGUGGUUACAGCUUACGACACUCUGGGUGAGAAGGGUCUAAUCCACUCCAUGGUGCAAACUGGUACCAAAGCGGUUUUCACAGACAAUGCACUUUUGCAUCGCUUAAUCAAUCCUGUUCAAGAGGCCAAGGAGUUGAAGUACAUCAUUCACGGCGACAUUUUGGAUUCUUCAGACAAGCGCAACAAUGGUAAGUUUUACCAGGAAGCCCACUCAGCUUUGGAAAAGAUACGCGAGCUACGCCCUGACUUGAAGAUUUAUUCCAUGGACGAAAUCGUAGAGAAAGGUCAAAAGGCUGGUUCUACCAUUGAGAGUAAUGCUCCAAAGCCUGAUGAUUUGUCGUGUAUUAUGUACACUUCGGGAUCUACAGGUGACCCUAAGGGUGUUGUUCUCAAACACUCCAAUAUCAUAGCUGGUCUGGGUGGUGUUUCGGUGAUUGUGGAUAGAGGAUACAUCAAUGAUAGUGAUCGUGUCAUUGCUUUCUUGCCGCUUGCUCACAUUUUCGAGUUGGCGUUCGAGCUCAUUACUUUCUACUGGGGUGCGACACUCGGUUACGCAAACGUCAAGACUUUGUCUGAUACCUCUGUUCGUAAGUGCCAGGGUGACAUUAAAGAAUUUAAGCCCACUGUAAUGGUCGGUGUUGGUGCGGUGUGGGAAUCCAUCCGUAAAGGUAUUAUGGGCCAAGUCGAUCAUUUGCCCUCAUUGACACAAAAAGUUUUCUGGGGUGCCUAUUAUAUGAAGCUGAAGAUGAAGAGGUUUCACAUUCCUGGUGGAGACACUCUGGGUAACAUCAUUUUCAAAAAAAUCCGUCAGGCCACUGGUGGUUGCUUGAAGAUUGUAUUGAAUGGCGGUGGGCCUAUCAGCAGAGACACGCAAGAGUUUAUCACUACCUUGUUAUGUCCUAUGUUGAUCGGCUACGGUCUGACGGAAACAAUGGCCAACACAUGUAUCGUGUCUCCUGACCACUUUGAAUAUCAAGUUCAAGGUGAAUUGACUGGUGCCGUAACAGUCAAGCUUGUUGACGUUGAAGAACUUGGCUACUUGGCCAAGAACAACCAAGGUGAAGUCUGGAUUCAGGGUGCCAGCGUCAUGCCCGAGUAUUAUAAAAAUGAUGAAGAAACUAAGGGAGCCUUCGAGGAUGGCUGGUUUAAGACUGGUGACAUUGCCGAAUGGACUCCCAAGGGCCAACUAAGAAUUGUGGACCGUAAAAAGAAUCUAGUGAAGACGUUGAACGGUGAAUACAUCGCACUAGAGAAAUUGGAAAGUGUUUACAGAUCUAACCCUCUCGUCCAAAACAUCUGUGUCUACGCCGAUGACUCUAAAGUCAAGCCAGUUGCUAUUGUUGUACCCAACGAAGCGCCACUUGGUAAAUUGGCCGUUGAAAAGGGAAUUGUCAAGGAUGCUGGUGAUGUCGACCAAGUCUUGCACGACAAAAAGUUGAGAAAAGCUGUUUUGGACGAGCUUCUCAAGACCGGUAAGUCGCAAGGUCUUUCGGGUAUUGAGUUCCUACUGGGUGUCGCCAUGUUCGACGAGGAAUGGACGCCUCAGAAUGGCUUUGUGACGUCCGCUCAGAAACUGCAAAGAAAGAAAAUCUUGAAGGCUGUUCAAGGCCAAGUCGACGAAAUCUAUUCUAACCAGUAG